Molecule: messenger RNA, 2000 nt
Organism: Pecten maximus
Lineage: Eukaryota; Metazoa; Mollusca; Bivalvia; Pectinida; Pectinidae
Product: solute carrier organic anion transporter family member 5A1-like
Exons: 9
Coding region: 3-1640 (545 amino acids)
Biological process (GO): sodium-independent organic anion transport; transmembrane transport
Cellular component (GO): membrane
Molecular function (GO): protein binding
Source: RefSeq, a predicted model, not a curated record
UCAUGUAUGGCGUUUCCGGUAUCAUCUGCAGUAUCCCACAUUACAUCACUCCAAAUAUAGACGACUUGUACGUCACUUCCGGUAAAAGUAACGGAUAUGAUAUGGACUCGAAUGAAACUGAGAAGAGUAUUAUGCCAUUGUGUAUGCCAGAUAUGUCACUACCAUACAAAAACGUGUCGACUUGUGAAGGGGACCAGAAGAAAGAGAUAUUUAAGAUGGUCAGUCCAGAAUUUAAGACGCUGGCCAUUUCAAUUAUCGCGAUAGGCAUGAUGGUUCAAGGUGUAGGGAAAGCCCCGCGGGCCCCUUUUGUGACGGUUUACAUCGAUGACAACGUGGAAAAGAGAAAAACGGGGUUUUAUGCAGGGAUCAUGUCUGCCGCAGGGACAAUGGGUCCCGCCCUAGCGUUCGGCCUGGGGGGAUAUUUAAGCAAACUCUACGUCACUCUUGAGGACGUAGGGAUAACCCCAAAUGACCCCCGAUUCAUCGGAGCCUGGUGGCUGGGAUUCCUCGUGUUUGGACUAUGCUCCUUACUCGUGGCCAUUCCUAUUAUCAUGUUUCCACGUCGAUUCAAGUGGAACCAGAAAAAGAUAGAGGAGUACCGAACGGACAUGCCAAAAGAAAAACCACUGUUAACGACAAGAGCAAAGGUGAAAGAUCGUGUCUCAUCUUACUGGAGAAUCCUGAAGAAUCCGAUCUACAUCAGCAUUCUCGUGACCAACAGCUGCAUGGUCUGCGGUCAAACGGGAUACAUAUCCUUUCUGGCUAAGUACAUACAGACACAGUUCGGGACACCUCUUUGGCAGUCCAAUCUAAUUUUAGCUGUUACUAAACUUUUGGCGUUGGCCAUCGGAGCCUUUGUCGGGGGGUUUCUGACAAGAAAGGUUCCGAUGAUACCUCGGAAUACCUUUGGACUUUUGCUGAUACUGUUUGUCAUACAGAACGCAACCUUCGUCUUUGGAUUCUUCCUUGGAUGUGACCAGCCCAAAGUUGUUGGUCCAGAAAGCUACCACGGUCAGUCCGCCCUACCAUUGUCAAACUGUUCCCUGACUUGUGAAUGUGACCAGGAACAAUUCUUCACGAUUUGUGGCUCAGACGGAAUCAACUACCAUUCCCCGUGUUAUGCUGGCUGUUCGGAAUCCCUCAGUGGCGGAGGUCUAUACGACAAUUGCACGUGUAUUGGGGAAGGCGGGACUGCACGUGCAGGCAUGUGUGAAUCGGACUGUAAGACACUCAUCCCCUGGGCUGUAAUCACAUUCAUCGGCUCCGUAUCAUCGAUGGCCAAAGCCAUGUUGAGUUUCAUUGCGAAGAUCAGGUGUGUGGAGGACCGCGAUAAGUCCACGGCCAUGGGGGUGCAGUCAUUCUGUCUAUCUCUCUUAGCUUUCAUGCCUGCCCCGAUAAUCUAUGGUUUGAUAAUAGAUACGACAUGUUUGAUAUGGAUGACCGGAUGUAGUGGAAGUGGCGCAUGCCUAUUCUACGAUAUCGUCGACUUCCGGAUCAAGAUCCACCUAGUCAGUCUAAUGUUUUUCAACGUUGCUGCAGGAUCGACACUUUACGCGUUCCUCAAAACCAGAAAAUGGAAAACAUGGAGACCACGUGGGAGCAAAAAGGAAAAAACAGUUCUAAGUAGAUUUGACAAAUGAGAAUGUUUUGUUUAACAUUGCAUUAUAAAUUGUCGUAUCAGUGACUGGGGUUCGAGAAAAGUAUUUUUCAAAUGACUCCUUAUACGAACGAUCAUGCAAGAUAGUUAAUCAAGGAAAUAAAAACGUGAAGAUCACAAGAACAUUCUUAAAAUGGUUUUAAAUACAGAUGUUUUACUCGCCCUUUCUACACCUACUAUAACAGGUGUAUUGGCCGGAGGACCUAUAACUCGACCAAUACUGGAUCAGUCAGGUAAUAAAUAGUUACCAAUUAACUGAUCAUAUCAAAUCAGAAUAAAUUAUGUAUAAAUGUAUAAAAUAUGUAAAUUAUGCACUUGUUAAUAAAACAUCGAAAUUGUAAAA